AUGACGCUAUCAUUCGCAAAAUCCACAAGAUCAUGCUCGAGCGCUUAUUUAACAGAGGCAAAAACGGUUAAAGAUGGCAAGGAAGCAGUGGAUCUGUGUCGUUCUGGGGAAAAUUUUGACAUAAUUUUCAUGGACAAAGAAAUGCCUAUCAUGGAUGGUCACGAGGCGACAAAACAUCUAAGUGCUAUGGGUGUGAAGAGCAUCAUUGUGGGAAUCACUACCCGUGCUGAUGGAAAAGAUAAAGAGGAAUUUCUAGCUUCUGGAUCGAACCACUGCUUUGAGAAGCCUCUUGACCAAGCAAAGGUUGAACAAGUCUUGCAAGAGCAUGAGAAUUUUGGCAUUUGA
Molecule: messenger RNA, 345 nt
Organism: Glycine soja
Lineage: Eukaryota; Viridiplantae; Streptophyta; Magnoliopsida; Fabales; Fabaceae
Product: two-component response regulator 24-like
Exons: 2
Coding region: 1-345 (114 amino acids)
Biological process (GO): phosphorelay signal transduction system
Source: RefSeq, a predicted model, not a curated record